CAAAGUGUACCAAGUCUUUGAUAGAUUCAAAAUUAUAUUUGAUUGAUCAAAGAAAAAUCAUGGGAAUCAAAUUUGGAAUUGUUUUCUUAUUGGGAAUACUCAAUGGCGUUGUUGCAAAAAGCAUAAUUUUUGAAAAUCAGGAUCAACAGACAACUGAGGAAUUAAGUGGUAACACAGAAUGUUCAACAGAAAAUCAACAAACGUCACACGAUACAAAAUGUAACCUGUACUAUCGAUGCAUCUAUGGUAGAAAAAUUUGCAAAGAAUGUCCAGAUGGUAUGAUGUUCAAUCCGCGUAUAGCUAACUGUGACAGCAGUUAUAACGUUGAUUGUGGAUCAUUAGAAACAGAAGAAGACCAUGACAAAUAUAAUAGCGAUUUUUCCGACUACUAUAACAUAGACGAUUUUACUAACUCCGACAUUUUGGAUUCCUAUGAAGUAACAACUCGAAAAUAUACGGAAUGUCCAGAAAAACAAGACCCUUAUGAACCCAGCCCUCUAUUACCUCACGAAGAGAGAUGCAAUGUCUACUACAAAUGUGUUGAAGGUAAAAAGUAUCUCAUGAAAUGUCCAGGAAUGUUCCAGUUCAAUGCCAAAGUGCUAGCUUGUGAUUGGCCGAGGAACGUAAAAUGUCUGGAUAGAUUUAGUACUACGACGGAAGCUACAACUACAGUAACCGAUAAUUCGAAAGAACCAACAACCAAAGAACCUAAGAGUUCGGAACAAUAUUCUCAAAAGACUGAUUAUUUAGAAGAAAUUUCCAAUAAAGAAACUACCUCGAAGACUGAUGAUUUAAAUAAACCAAUAAUUUAUAAGGAUGAAAGUUCAGAACAAUUUGCUAUAAAAUAUUUCAAUAGUCUCUAAUAACUAAAUGACUAGAAGUUCUGACCAUAACGCAUAUAUCAUAAUAUAUUAUUGACUGUGAGAUAUCGUUUUCAAUAAAAUA
Psylliodes chrysocephalus is the source of this 945-nucleotide messenger RNA. Lineage: Eukaryota; Metazoa; Arthropoda; Insecta; Coleoptera; Chrysomelidae. The record is from the annotation of a GenBank genome assembly.